AUGGCGUUGCUGCGUGGCGUGGCGCUGCUGAGCCGUGGCGAGGUGCUGGCCACGCUGCCCUCGGAGGAGGCGCUGCCCCUCACCGAUCGCCAGGCGCUGCAGAGAUUGCCGGAGGUCUUCGGUCCUCGGAAAGGCUUCGGCGCCUUUGGCCUCGGCCUUCGGGCGUCGACGCGCACGGCGUCCGACGCGGCGCCGGGAGUCGCGGCCGAGCGCUCCACGCGAUGUUUCUGCAGCGUCUUGGAGGAGUGGCCGCGCGUCUACGCGGCAGCAGUGGCUUUAGAGCUUUCAGGCCGGAUGGGGUGUAACGUGUGUGGAAUGGAACGGUGA
This is a messenger RNA of Durusdinium trenchii, 327 nucleotides long. NCBI's taxonomy places the organism in Eukaryota, Dinophyceae, Suessiales, Symbiodiniaceae. The record is from the annotation of a GenBank genome assembly.